GAAGCUGCGAGCCCUCCGCAAGUCGGCCUUGGCUGGGCGACAAUCCGUUUCGACGGAACGAAGGUGCGCGAUGGCAAGUCUUCGGAUGCAGCAGUGGUGCGCAUGCUGAACGAGGGCCACAGGGUCCUCGUAGUGGAAGUUCGCAGCAAGUCCGUGCGCAUCAGCAUACCCAGCAAAGGCUGGGUCAAGCUUCAGAGGCACAGUGAGCCCGUGCUGCAGCAGGAGGCCUGCGACGUACGCAAGCCAGGUGAGGCGUCCGCGACGACGCAAGUGACCAACAGUGUCCUGCAACGUCUGGGGGUGAUGCCGAAGCCAGCGGAGGACCUGACUGAGCAGAACGACGCUCAGGCCGCGGCCGCGCAGAUGGCAGAAGCUCGCGGGGAAGAAGGUCGGGCAGAGGAGCAGGCGUCAGAAGAGGCACCACCGCAGGCCUCGGAGGCAGACAGCGAAGGGCUGCCAGGAGAGGCGCCAGAACCAGAAAAGCCGGCGGAGGCAGAGGACCACGCAUCUCAGCCGCCAGCUGAA
Symbiodinium sp. CCMP2456 is the source of this 525-nucleotide messenger RNA. NCBI's taxonomy places the organism in Eukaryota, Dinophyceae, Suessiales, Symbiodiniaceae. The record is from the annotation of a GenBank genome assembly.